Molecule: messenger RNA, 1078 nt
Organism: Xenia sp. Carnegie-2017
Lineage: Eukaryota; Metazoa; Cnidaria; Anthozoa; Malacalcyonacea; Xeniidae
Product: pseudouridine-5'-phosphatase-like
Exons: 3
Coding region: 80-772 (230 amino acids)
Molecular function (GO): phosphatase activity
Source: RefSeq, a predicted model, not a curated record
AUUAUAAACAAAAAAACUAAAAUGGUACACCUCAUCAAUAUUCAAAGUUCAAAGUAUUUCAUCUUUUAAUGUUAAAACCAUGGAAAACAAGGCUCAACUGGCCCCUAUAACGCAUGUAAUUUUUGAUAUGGAUGGAUUAUUGUUAGAUACUGAGAGUAUUUACACGGAAAUCACUCAAAAAAUCGCUGACAAAUAUGGGAAGGUAUUUACUUGGGAAAUGAAGUCAAAAAUAAUGGGGAAAAGUCCCAAGGAUGGUGCUAAAAUGACCGUUGAACUUCUGGAUUUACCUAUGACUGUUGAUGAUUUCUUAGAAAAAGCUGUUGCUUUGGAGAAAGAAUGUUUUCCUCACUGCAAACCAAUGCCAGGAGCUGAGAAAUUAGUGAGGCACCUACAUGCUCAUAAUAUCCCAUUCUGUGUAGCAACUGGUUCUAAGACCUGGCUAUACAAAGUUAAAAUCAUGAAUAAAGACGACCUAUUCAAGCUUUUUUCUCACUACGUUUGUUCAGAUGACGUUGAACUCAAACAUGGAAAACCUGCCCCAGAUAUAUUUCAGUUAGCUGCAUCUAGAUUCUCAAGUAAGCCACUCUCACCUGCCAAUGUUUUGGUAUUUGAAGAUUCACCCAAUGGUGUUACUGCUGCUCGCGCAGCUGAUAUGAGCGUUGUAAUGGUUCCCGACCCUAGAGUAGACCCAUCUAUGUGUACAAAUGCUACUGUGUGUUUAAAAUCGUUGGAGGAUUUUGACCCUAGAUUAUGGGGACUUCCUUCAUUUUAGGUGAUCACGUUUUUGCUGAGAUAAUUUUAAAGAACGAUGUAUUUAUUACUGUAACAUGUACAUGGAACGUCGCUCAUAUGGGUACCAUUUACUGAUACCUAAUAAAAAUAGAUUUCAAAUUAUUAGAAGUAAUUAAGAAUGUGCAUUUGAUCCGUUACAUAGCUACUCUAGAAUUUAAACAUAUUUAAACAUAUUCUUGAAAUUCUUCAACAUUUUAUUUGUUACGUGAUCAUUUGUAGAAAACAUAACGGUCAAAAGCCAUCACCAUUCAACAUGCUAAUUAAUAUUGCUUGCUUUCGUUUAAAA